This is a messenger RNA of Haliotis rufescens (red abalone), 1004 nucleotides long. RefSeq lists its product as uncharacterized. The coding region runs from base 212 to 706 and encodes 164 amino acids. The record is from RefSeq and is a predicted model, not a curated record. The transcript is spliced from 3 exons. NCBI's taxonomy places the organism in Eukaryota, Metazoa, Mollusca, Gastropoda, Lepetellida, Haliotidae.
CUUAUUUAAUCAUUAUCACAAAAAGCGUACACAACAGUAGGAAAUCAGUGCCAUCGUUCAGCUCAAUAAUGCAACACAAGACCCGCCCAUUCUGUUCCCAAUCAGGAAACAGUAUUCUGUCAGUGGAGUGGCCUAUAUUCUUUUGGUUCGUGCGCAAAAAUGAUUAUUUGGUUAGCCAAUCAAAUGCCAUGAAAUCACUUGAAAUGUAUCUAUGUCAGGUUACCUGUCACCACCCUGCCAUACAGAGCGUCGUCACGGCACCAUGCGGUACAGACGAAGCUCUGGGACAAUGGGGCGCUUCAUGGCGGUGGCGCUACUCCUGGUGACCCUUGGAAGCGUUGACGGAUCAACAACUCCCGAGACACAAUCCCCGGCCUCAACACCUGCAGGUGUAUCAACACUACCCCCACCUGUAUCCAGCAACUCAGGGACAAGUGGACAAGAGUAUGCUGAAGAUGUGAGCUACCUACUGGCUUAUAUUCAGUUUAACUGGCCGGCUAGUCAUGCAGUUACAGUGGCAGCUGUGGAAACAGGUGGAUCUUUUCUGGUUGAUUUUCCACAGCUGGGAUAUAACGUCACAAGGACUGUAACACCAUACGGGUACACUUGGGUUAACAUAGAUCCAUUAUUGCCGCUGACGGUAGGUGUGGAAAACAAGGCUUACAUAAUCCAUGUCUUUGGUAAGAACAUGGGCGUUCACGGAUAAAUUGGAACUGACGUCUAUUCUCCCCUCCCGAUCUCUGCCCUAGGUUCCAGGUAUGUAGUAUCCACCUGUCUGGGAUACCAGACACAGGUGGUGUUAGUGAUAGCUAGCCACAACCACAAGACGGACGUGGACAUCACGCUGAUGCUAGAGGGGAACGUCACCUAUGACAACAUGACCUACAACGACGGAGACACGAUUCACGUGACUCUAGAUGAGUAUCAGACCUUCACGAUGAAGAGUGACUAUGACCUGACUGGAACUGUAAUCAACGCAACAAACACUGUAGCUGUGUUCAGUG